GCCUCUAAUGUGUGCACAGCCCGCUCAGAGGUCGGACCAGAGCCGGGACCGAUCACCGGUCAGUAGGCGACUGAAGUGUUCAGUGUGCGGACACCCGCACCGAUGACCGGGAACAGAAGCGGGAGACGUGAGAGGAGACUUUACGCUCGGAUGUGAGAGAUGGAAUGCAUAGAAAGGACUCAGACACUGUGAAAGUUUACAUUUUCGGACAUGGAGACACAAACGAAGAGACAAUUAAUCACAGUAAAGUCAGCCAACAGUCUCGCCUGAGGUCUGAGGUGCAGCGGAGGAUGACACCUGCACCCCACCGGGCGAGGACCGACGCGUUGUUCCACACUUGCACAUCUUUGAAGAGGAGUGGGUCAGAGCUUCUGCAAGAGUGACUUUAAUUCUGCUCCCUGCUCGCUGCCAUCUCCAGUUAUCGUCUGUGGCUGCAGGAACAUUUCUUUUGCGCUCCUUUGUAUCUUUGCACCAUCGCUGACUGCGGCAAGAAACAUCUAAUACCCGGACAUCUCUGCACACAGGUCAUUCAGACGUUGACAUGUCUGCACUCAUCUCUUCAUGCCGUCUCCCUGUAGAGAGUUCACAUCUGCUGGAUUGUAGGAAAUAAAAGCGAGCUUUGCUUCCAACGCGUCCCCUCUCUACACCACAGCAGUAAGGCAGUAUAAUCUGCGGAGCACUGACUCACCAUGGGCACUGUACUAUCGCUGUCUCCGGGCUCUCGGAAAUCAGGCUACUAUGACAACCGGCCGGGCUCGCUCAGCCACUACCCGAGCAUCAGCAGCCGCUCUCUCAACAGCCAGAAAGACCGCGGGCUGAAGAGGGGGCAGUCCAUCUUCCUCCCAACACUCACAUGGAAGCGACUGGUGGCCUCGACGAAGAAGAAGGGAAACUCCAAGAAAGGCUCCGGUGGUCAAGUGGCCCUUGGGGACCCUCUCAACAACAACAACAACAUCAAUAUCUAUCAGAAGGACCCCGUGUUGCACCUUAACCGUGAGAAUGUGAAGAAGUCGCUGUCAUGUGCCAACCUGUCCAGCUACGAGGGCCCAGCAGGACUGGGUCUGGGGCUCGGGCUUGGUUAUGGCCUGGGGAUGGGUCAGGGUCAUGGGUGUGGCUACAGCAAGUCCCAACAGCUCUCCUCUGUAAAGAAAGUCCCCCAAGGGACAGUGAGUUCGUCCCCAAAGCGUGUCAUAGUCCAGGCAUCCACCAGCGAGCUCUUGCGCUGCCUGGGGGAGUUCCUGUGCUGUCGCUGCUACCGCCUAAAGCAUCUGUCUCCGGCCGACCCUGUGCUGUGGCUGCGGGCUGUGGACCGCUCGCUGCUGCUGCAGGGCUGGCAGGACCAGGCUUUUGUUACGCCGGCCAACGUGGUGUUCGUCUACAUGCUGUGCCGAGAUGUGGUGGACGGCGACCUGGUGGCAUCGGAGCACGAGCUGCAGGCCAUCCUGCUCACCUGCCUCUACCUGUCCUACUCCUACAUGGGCAACGAGAUCUCAUACCCGCUCAAGCCCUUCCUGGUUGAGGCGGGUAAGGAGGCCUUCUGGGACCGUUGCCUCGCCAUCAUCGAUGCCACUAGCGCCAAGAUGCUGCGCAUCAAUGCAGACCCGCACUUUUUCACACAAGUAUUUGCUGAACUGAAGAGUGAAGGUGGCUGUGGGCCUCAGGACUAUAGUCGGGUGCUGGAUCGGUGAGAGGAAGUUUGCUGACUGCAUGCCUUUUUGUACACUCAUUCACACGUAUACUUGCACACACAUUUGUCUCAUACAGAUUCCCCUUGUUCUUCUUCUGCUGCCCUGCAGGAGCAACAAAAGCCUAUCUCGUUAGAGUUAUGUAGUUAAUCAUUCCAUCUGUGUUUGUCACCAUCGUCCCGUCCAUCCACAGAUAGAAAUAAGGAAUUCAAACAUUUCCUCCCUCAAAGAUAAUUGGCUGACAGAAGCUCACAGUUGUGUUUUGUUUUGUCCACCUGAGUUUACUUGAAUUGAGGAACCAUUUGGUCCACCUGUCCCAUCUGACCCCGUGUGUCUGGUCCCAGUCGUCCCAGCUGCCCCUCUGGAUCUGCACAGCACGGCCUCCCAGCAUCCUCAGCCGCCUCUCUGAAUGUGAUCAAUCAGUGUGCACGGGACACGAACAUCAUCACUCCACACAAAUACCGUCAAGGAUUUUUCACUGGUUAUAUUCCAAAGUGGAUUCACAUAAGAAUAAAACAGACAGUGUAAUCCGCCGAGGCCAAGUUACAUUUUCCAGGACAACACAAGGAGACAUGUUGACAUCCGCUGCUGGCUAAGCCUCAUGUGCCAGCAGUGAAAAGUGACUCAGACUGAUGGGAACAGCUGAGAGGUCCAUGUUAGGUCCUGCUGGUCCUGCUGUGCGCUGUGUAAUCAGUAAAGCAAAGCGAACAGGCAGUGGACCCUUUUGAGGGUCGUCUGGCCUGAGGGGACAGUUGCUGGGUUUUUUUUUUUUUUUUCAUCCUUACUUGCUCAAGCCUGCCUCAUGUUUCUAUUUUGUCUCAGGAGAGUUUCCUGGUGGAAGCAGAAUUUAAGACUGACGUGUCUUGUGCGAGUGUAUGCAUGUGCAUGUGUGUGUAGGCAUUGUGCAGUGGACGGCAGCCAGGGUCAUCAGCUGUUUACUCCAUCCUUUUGUUCCCUGCGUCUUGUUGACAGGGCACCCACAGGCCGUGGUAUUAAUGAGAUUAGCAGAUUACUGCAGCCCCUCCCCUCUCUCAACCUCUGCCCCCUUCUUGUCCACUCGGCAGCCCUGCAGAGCUUCAGUGGCUAAUCCAGGUCAGCCUGGACCGUGCUGGACUGUAAACACACACACACAUGUACACAAACACACAUUUCCUUGUUGUGUGCGCUCUGAUCUCCUCAGCGCAUGAAUAAAAACGCUGUGUGACACACGUGUGCAGCUCAGGGUCCAGAGCAGAGGCAGGGAAGCGCUAUGCUGUUGUGGUUGAAGGGUUUUGUUGUUGUGGCUUCUGAAUUUGUCCCACUUUCUCAUCAGUCACCUGCGCAUCCUCAUCUGCCAUCAAGAGGCCUGUUUGCUCUCUUAUCUCUCCAUCAACUCCGGCCUCCUGCGAUAUUAUUCCCUCGAAUGAACCAUUGGCGUUUGUGCUUCAGUGCCUUUAAUGUCGUUUUCCCAUGUGUUUUAAUGUGUGUUGUCAAAGGGGGUCACAGAUGAGCCCAAGAUUCAUCGGUAUUGUUAAAAAGCAGAUCAGAUUUAAUAUAUCACAGCUGGAUUUUUUGUGCUGGCAUUGUACAUUUCUUCAUACGUACCACUUCAACAUUUCUAAAGUGACAUAGUAUAUGAGUUGGAUUCAUCAUUAGUAGGUGGAGGGGAUGGUGGACAGCGUGUCACCUAGGCGAGACGCCUGCCAAGCUGCAGAUCACUGUUUUUUAGACCAACAAACAACAAAACCAGUUGUGGUUUAGCGAGUCAUUGCUGUGUUUCAGCAGCGUUUUAGGCACCAAAUGUGGGUGUUUUGUAGCAGCAUUUUUAGGCAUGAAAGACAGUUUUUUUUUACAGAGACAUCUCUGUGUUUCAUGACAGAAUAGUAGCGCAAAAAGUGGUUGUCUUUUUACCUAGACAUCGCUGCCUUACCUGCUGGGAUUGUGGCGCAAAAAGCAAUUGUUUUUUAUCCAGAUGUUUCCUGCUGUAAUUUUGCCCCCCAACUGGUUAUUUUAAGCCAAAAACGUGAUCUUUUUCCUAACCAAAACCAAGUGGUUUUUGUGCCUAAACCUUAUUACAUGUUAAACCCUGGCGAUGGUGAAACUUAUCUGCUGCAUAAUAACGUGCUAAUGAAGCAUAUCUGUGGUUUUAAGAAAUGUACAAUGCCAACAUUUUUUCUGGCCAUUGGGUUUGUUAUAGGACAGUAGAUGUUGACCUUUUUGGCUUGUGACUCCUUCAACCCAUCGUUUUUGGUUGCGUAUGUUACCAGUUGUUAGUAAUUUAACCAAAUACUGGUUUCAUCCCGUGAAAAAGUAAAAAUCGACCAGUGAUUUAAAAGGAAAAAAAGCAAAGAUCAGAGGAAUAAUUUGCUUAUUUUCAGUUGCCCCCUCUUUAAAGCAUCUGGAGACCCUUCUAAUUUUACUUGUGACCCUUUUUCGGGUCUAGACCCUCAGUUUGGGAACUACUGGUUUACAAUAGGAAGCUGUUGGUUCAAGAUGUGUUGCCAACAAUAGCAUAUUGCAAAGCUUUAAUCUUAUUGUGUCUGAGCAUCUGGAGGUUUUCCACUCCCCUCCUCCAUGUGGCAGUCGCUCUUGCACACUUUGUAACGACGCUACAGUAUAUACUCCCCCACAAGGUCAUAUGAUAAACCAACAUCCUCUAUAAGAUCCGACCUUUACACACAUGUGCAAACAAAACACACUCUGCUACACAUCCCCUCCUUUGGGUAAUCCAGUCCUAAUCCUCCCACCCAAUCAAAUAGAGAGAGGGAGCAAGGGAUGAAAACACGAGGAAACAAGUAAACGGUUCAGAAUCCGAUGAGAUUUGGUGUCACACUUCCCCGUGCAGCCUUCAAAUCCUGCUCUAACAAACUGGAGGCCUCAAUAGACCCAAAGCUGAACCCUGCUGCCUACUGCAGCUCACCCGGGCUUAUUGGAGUCAAGCCUCCCUCCCUGCCUGCCUGAGGGAUCUGGCGUGAGCUCGCACCAGUCAACCAGAGAGGAGUGACGGCAGUGAUUCACGCUCAGAGAGCAGAGACACCACCACUGUCUCUUUUUCUGGAGCUUUGACUAGCAGCCAUUUUGGGCUCGUUGUUGCGGUCAGUGCAGCUCGCUCUCUCUCUCUCUGGCCCCGGCUUUGACAAGGACACUUGUGUCUUGACUCAACCCCUCCCUCCCUCUUUCCACCCCUCCAACCCCAUUUCCACACACACUCAGCUGUUGUUCCCGGCCUGUUUCAUUAGAUUUGACACCCCACACCCGCCAGCCAUUGUCAGGACGAGGAAGGGCAGAAUGAGGCUGUUUGUUGGCAUCGGGUUGGUUGUGCUUGUGUGUGAAUGUGGGUCAAAGUUAAGGGCAACAUCUGCUUCCACUGCGGACCUGGACGUUAAUUAAAUCAGAAGAUACAGUACAGCAUGUUCAAGUGCUGCUGAUAUUAACUUUUGCCCGACAGCAGUGACCAGUAAGGAUUAAUGUGUUGCAGGUUUCCUUUGAUCAGAAACAACUCACUCUUAAUGCUCAUUAACGACACAGACACAGAGGAACCAUGUUCAUUUAAGCCUCAAUCAAGCUUUAAUGCAGUUUGUCAAAUGUGACAUAAUUUGGUCCUAACCAAGACGGCAACUGUCCCCUCAGUUCAGUACCUCUUUCAGUCCAAUCACGAAGCUGUUCCUCCAAUCGUUUCACAUAGCGGAGCAGCUUCCAAGCCAAUUAACUCGCAUCUCAACUGGAGCUCUAAUUCCGUUCAUCCAAUCAAACCCCUCGGCUUGAUUCCAGGGCUCUGACAUACCUGACUGAUGGUAGACAGACACAUGAUGCCUGUGACAUCUCUGUGGAUAAUAUAGAACUCAUGUUACUGAUUGACUCCGGAUAUUUAAACAAGAUUACAUUUAGUGCAAACUGGACAUUUCUCUGUGGAUAGGACCUUCAUUUUGGACUCUACAGAUGGGCCUCAGACUGGCUCUGUUUUAGGGACUGAUGAGUUUGUGUGAACAAUGUGAUAUAAGAUGUAACGGAUAAGUCUAGUGUUAGGCUAUACUUUUCUUACUGUCAACAAAUACCAUGCAUUAGACUGUAUUUUAGGACUUCUCAACCCUGUCUCUGUUCGGCCACAAGGCCAUUUGUCUUACUAAAGACAUAAAUCUUUUAACACAAGAAUGUAUAGUUUUAUUUUUUAAAAAGCAAAGUACUAAAAAGUGAAAAGUGCUUUUCUUAGGGACUAUUUUCAGUUGCGGAUGAAUAAACAUCCAGUGCCCUGGGUAUUUACAGCAGGAAUACAGUGUAUGUAGGGUUGACUGAAAAAACUACAGUGCCCAGGUUCAUCGUAGGGAAGGAACAUGUCACCCAGUGUAACAUUGUGGCUCACUGAUGUGUUUUAUAGACCCAAUCAACUAUAACAUCUAAUUUCCGGGUAGAAAAUCCCUGCUUCUUGUACAUGUUUCCAUUGAUUAGUUUUUAGCUACCUAAAAAAAAUCAAUAUAAAUCUAAAGAUACACCAUAUUUAGAAGAUUUUCACUUACCUCGCCAUCAGACAGCCCUUCCUGACGGGUAUCUGAGGCUGUUAUCUCAAACCAGACACCAGACUCUGCUGACAAAAACAGCAAUUUUACUUUGCAAAACACUGGAGUUGCUGGACUACAGCUGUCUUGAUCAGUUAGUGUCAUUUACAGCUGAAAAUAGCAACACGUUUGACAUAUCUCCACAAUUGAAGUCAGUUGCCAGUUUUCUACCUGGAAGUGAUAGUUGUGGAUAGCGUGAUGUCACGGUGAUUCGAUGUAUAGUUUUUGUACAAAAAUGAAGCCCCGUGGCGCAGAGGAAUACGAUUUAUCAGACCUAGAUCUCGCUGAUAAAAUUUGUCAGUCGUGUUCUUUUCAUGGGAUCUGUUGACAAUAAGAAAAAUGUGGCCCCUAACAAGACUUUUCCUUUAAGUCACCACAGCUCUAUGAGUUGUGUAGAGUUAUUUCAGUAUGCUGCUGCUGCUGCUGGAGGUUGGUGUGAGAUUGAUCUCAAUGGCACACCAUCGACCGAUGAUGUAAAUAUGUGGGUGUGUAACAGAAAGAGCCGUUAAGAAUGAAAAAAUGAACAAAAAGAAAUAGUCUCUCUGUGUAGUAGCAUGCAUGCCGGCCAGGUAGUUUAGAUCAUGUUCUUUUUUUUACCUCUGCUUUUGUUUGAUUUUUAUAAUGUGAUGUUUUAAAUGAAAGAUUGUUUCUUUGGUAAUUUAAAACUUGAUCUCAUUGGAGUGUUCCUUUACUGGAAACAUGAUGUCAACAGUAUUAAUACGACCGCAGGUGUACCUGUCGUCUUUAUGGUGGUCUGUUCAUGUUUAGAAACAAUAGAGACAGAAAUAUAAAUAAAUGAUCGACUCAUUUUCUCAAGCUCGGUCCUGAAAUAGCAAAGCAUGUGACUUCAACAGAAUUACAGCUUAACAUCUUUUAUUUUAAACUCACACCAGACUUCAUUUGUUAAUUUGUGAAUUUAGAUGUGGUCAUGAUGUGUCAUCUUCCACAUCAAUAAUAUCGCUGCCCCCCCCACUCAGAUUCACACUACAGUUAAGAAUGAUCAAGUGGCUAUCAAUAGCUUUUCUCACCAGUGCACCAGCUGGUGACACAAAAGCAGCCAUUGUUUAUGUAGCGUUUGUCACAGGCAGCUCCAGCUCGGUCUGCGUCCUCACUGGUUGUAGCUUCACCUCUGACGCAAAAAAAAGCUUUCAAAUUUCAUGUCAUAUUCAUCACAACACACUGGACAGGCGUAAAUACAGACAUGAAUAUAUAACUAUGUAGUGUCCAUCUCCUCCGCCCAUAGUGACCCUCCUCAGCCAUCAUUGUAACCGUCACACCAAAAUGAAGCGGAACAUCACCUCCAGUGGCUUUUGUUGAGCCACUAGAAGUGUGUGUGAAGCUAAAAGUGAAAUACUGUUGAUGAGAAAAACUUGAAGAAAAACAAAUGUGACUGUUUCAUUUUUUUGUUUGUUUCCGUUUUUCAUGAUGAUGUUGAUUAUUUAAUAAAGUAUUGAGUUGAAA
Molecule: messenger RNA, 7678 nt
Organism: Epinephelus moara (kelp grouper)
Lineage: Eukaryota; Metazoa; Chordata; Actinopteri; Perciformes; Serranidae
Exons: 2
Coding region: 690-1688 (332 amino acids)
Biological process (GO): brain development; activation of protein kinase activity; positive regulation of cyclin-dependent protein serine/threonine kinase activity
Cellular component (GO): protein kinase 5 complex; cytoplasm
Molecular function (GO): cyclin-dependent protein serine/threonine kinase activator activity; protein kinase binding
Source: RefSeq, a predicted model, not a curated record